Messenger RNA from Pan troglodytes (chimpanzee), 3966 nucleotides. RefSeq names its product cilia and flagella associated protein 70 (gene CFAP70). The record is from RefSeq and is a predicted model, not a curated record. The transcript has 29 exons. NCBI's taxonomy places the organism in Eukaryota, Metazoa, Chordata, Mammalia, Primates, Hominidae. The coding region runs from base 166 to 3753 and encodes 1195 amino acids. Gene Ontology annotation, biological process: cilium movement; cilium assembly. Gene Ontology annotation, molecular function: protein binding. Gene Ontology annotation, cellular component: motile cilium; extracellular exosome.
UGCAGUGUGCCCUGAACCGCCCUGCCUUCUUUGCUGAGAGGCUCUACUAUGCUAUGAAAGGUGCUGGCACAGAUGACUCCACCCUGGUCCGGAUUGUGGUCACUCGAAGUGAGAGAAAUAUUGAAAUCAAAGAGUCGAGAAAGCAAAAUGUAAAGGUGGAAACCUAUGCACUUAAACCCAACUCUUGCCAAGGUAAAGCAUCCGCGGAAACAGCAGGCUCUCGAAGUGAGGAGGCUGCAGCCGGCGCUAGGGCGCAGGCGCAGAAGCUCAGUGUCUCGCUCCCUGCUCCGGCCCCAGAGGGUUAUCGCGAGUCUUGGAAUAAAGUUGCUCGUGCGAUUGCCAAAAAGACCAAAGAAAACAGAGGGACUUUUCCCAGUUGGUGAUAUGGAGCAAGUGCCAUCAGCAGGCAGACUCGUGCAGAUCACCGUGACAGAGGGAUAUGAUUUGAAAGGUUUUAAAGGAGAUACUCCAGUUACCUUUAUUCGAGCAGAAUUCAAUCAAGUGGUUCUGGGAGACUCUGCAAAAAUUACUGUUUCUCCAGAAGGAAGUGCAAAAUACAACUUCACUAGCAGUUUUGAGUUUAAUCCUGAAGGAGGAAUCACUUUAGAUGACCUCGCUCACAAACCUGUGUUCUUAACUGUGACUGAAGUUUUACCAAAGGAAAAGAAACAGAAAGAAGAGAAGACCUUAAUUCUUGGUCAGGCUGUGGUGGACCUUCUUCCCUUACUGGAAGGACAGAGUGCAUUUCAAACAACAGUUCCAUUGCACCCUGUGCAAGGCUCACCCUUAGAAACUCCUAGAUCAAGUGCUAAGCAGUGCAGUCUUGAAGUUAAAGUAUUAGUGGCAGAGCCUUUACUGACCACAGCCCAGAUCUCAGGGGGCAAUCUACUGAAGGUCACGUUGGAGGCUGCUUACUCUGUGCCUGAAUCCUUCAUUCCAACAGGUCCUGGGCAGAACUACAUGGUCGGUCUGCAAGUUCCAUCACUUGGAGAGAAGGACUAUCCCAUUUUAUUUAAGAAUGGAACUCUGAAGCUUGGAGGGGAAAGGGAACCUGUUCCCCGGCCCAAAAAGUGGCCAAUUGCCAACAUUCUGGCUCCAGGAGCUAAUAACAUUCCUGAUGCAUUCAUUGUUGGUGGUCCCUAUGAAGAAGAAGAAGGAGAACUCAACCAUCCUGAGGACAGCGAAUUUAGGAAUCAAGCAGAGUGCAUAAAGAAAAGGAUUAUUUGGGACUUGGAAAGUCGCUGCUACCUUGAUCCUUCUGCAGUGGUCAGUUUUCAGAAGCGAAUUGCCGAUUGCCGGCUUUGGCCUGUAGAGAUCACAAGAGUUCCUCUGGUCACUAUACCCAAAGGGAAAGCUGGCAAAACUGAAAAGACUGAUGAAGAAGCUCAGCUUUCGUUUCAUGGUGUGGCUUAUGUUAAUAUGGUCCCAUUGUUGUAUCCAGGUGUGAAGAGAAUUCGGGGAGCUUUUCAUGUUUACCCUUACCUAAACAGUGUAGUCCAUGAAAAGACCAAAUGUUUAUUGAGCUUGUUCCGGGAUAUUGGCCAUCACUUGAUUCAUAAUAAUAAAAUAGGAGGAAUUAAUUCUCUGCUGUCCAAACAAGCUGUUUCUAAGAAUCUGAAAGAAGAUAAACCAGUGAAAGAAAAGGAUAUAGAUGGAAGGCCUAGGCCUGGGGAUGUGCAGGCACCUAGUAUAAAAUCUCAGAGCUCAGAUACUCCUUUGGAAGGUGAACCCCCUCUAAGUCACAAUCCUGAAGGACAGCAAUAUGUAGAAGCAGGGACAUACAUUGUGUUGGAAAUUCAGCUGGACAAAGCCUUGGUUCCAAAGCGAAUGCCAGAGGAGCUAGCCAGAAGGGUCAAGGAAAUGAUUCCUCCAAGGCCUCCUCUUACCCGUCGGACAGGAGGAGCUCAGAAGGCAAUGAGUGACUACCACAUACAGAUCAAGAAUAUUUCUAGAGCCAUUCUAGAUGAGUACUACAGAAUGUUUGGAAAACAGGUGGCCAAACUGGAGAGUGAUAUGGAUAGUGAAACCUUGGAGGAGCAGAAGUGCCAGCUCAGCUAUGAACUUAAUUGCUCUGGAAAAUACUUUGCUUUCAAAGAACAACUCAAGCAUGCUGUGGUAAAGAUUGUGAGAGAUAAAUACUUGAAGACAACAUCAUUUGAAAGCCAGGAGGAACUGCAGACAUUUAUCAGUGAGCUCUAUGUGUUCUUAGUAGAUCAGAUGCAUGUAGCCCUAAACCAGACCAUGCCAGAUGAUGUCCAAGGCACUGUUGCAACCAUUUAUAUAAGCAGUGAACAGCUUCAACUCUUUGCAUUUGAAGCAGAAGUCAAUGAGAACUUUGAGAUGGCAGCAGCAUAUUAUAAAGAGAGAUUGGUCCGUGAGCCCCAGAAUCUGGAUCACUGGUUGGACUAUGGUGCCUUCUGCCUCCUAACUGAAGACAACAUCAAAGCACAAGAGUGUUUUCAGAAAGCCCUUUCCCUCAACCAGAGUCAUAUCCACAGCUUGUUGCUGUGUGGUGUCCUGGCUGUCCUGUUGGAGAACUAUGAGCAAGCAGAAAUUUUCUUUGAGGAUGCUACUUGCUUGGAACCAACUAAUGUUGUAGCCUGGACUUUACUUGGUUUGUACUAUGAAAUUCAAAACAAUGAUAUUCGAAUGGAAAUGGCAUUUCAUGAGGCCUCCAAACAGCUUCAGGCACGGAUGCUUCAGGCACAAGUAACAAAGCAAAAGAGCACUGGUGUUGUAGAAGACACUGAGGAAAGAGGGAAGAGAGAAUCUAGUUUAGGCCCUUGGGGAAUCACAAAUGGUUCUGCAACAGCAAUCAAGGUGGAAGCCCCAGCAGGACCAGGAGCUGCAUUAUCUAUUCUAGACAAAUUUCUUGAAGAAUCCUCCAAACUGCAGUCUGAUUCACAAGAACCCAUUUUGACUACACAAACUUGGGAUCCAAGUAUAAGCCAAAAACCAUCUAACACAUUUAUCAAGGAGAUACCAACAAAGAAAGAAGCAUCAAAAUGUCAAGAUUCAUCAGCUCUUCUGCAUCCCGGCCUUCAUUAUGGUGUUUCUCAAACUACCACCAUCUUCAUGGAGACCAUACGUUUCUUGAUGAAAGUCAAGGCUGUGCAGUAUGUGCACAGAGUGCUUGCACAUGAGCUGUUAUGCCCUCAAGGAGGCCCCAGCUGUGAAUAUUACUUGGUGCUGGCCCAAACACACAUUCUUAAGAAGGACUUUGCCAAGGCAGAGGAAUACCUUCAACAAGCAGCCCAGAUGGACUACCUGAACCCCAAUGUCUGGGGCCUGAAGGGCCAUCUCUAUUUUCUGAGUGGAAAUCAUUCUGAGGCCAAGGCAUGCUAUGAACGAACCAUUAGCUUUGUAAUGGAUGCUUCUGAGAUGCACUUCGUCUUCCUGAGACUGGGGCUCAUCUAUCUGGAAGAGAAAGAGUAUGAAAAGGCAAAGAAAACCUAUAUGCAAGCCUGUAAGAGAUCACCUUCAUGCCUUACCUGGCUAGGACUGGGAAUCGCCUGCUAUCGGCUGGAGGAGCUCACAGAGGCUGAGGAUGCUCUUUCUGAAGCCAAUGCAUUGAACAACUACAAUGCUGAAGUAUGGGCAUAUCUGGCUCUGGUCUGCCUGAAAGUUGGACGGCAAUUAGAAGCUGAGCAGGCCUACAAGUACAUGAUCAAGCUGAAAUUGAAAGAUGAGGCUCUGCUUGCAGAGAUCCACACACUACAGGAAACAGUUGGCUUUGGAAAUCCAUCUUUCUGAUACCCCUCCAGCUGGACAAUUUUCUGCAUGGGACUCUGAGUUCCUUUCCUUCCCAGAGAGUUUUACCGUAUGAAGCCUGGAGCUGGAGAACGAAAGAAUCUUCACUAUAAACAGAGACCCAUUCAUUUAUUUCCAUUGGCUGUGUUACUGGAUGUUUUACUGGUUGACAAGAAACUGGGUCACAAUAAAAAAAUGGAGAUAUGAAACUCAAAA